Neoarthrinium moseri is the source of this 1296-nucleotide messenger RNA. RefSeq lists its product as uncharacterized. The record is from RefSeq and is a predicted model, not a curated record. The transcript is spliced from 2 exons. Lineage: Eukaryota; Fungi; Ascomycota; Sordariomycetes; Amphisphaeriales; Apiosporaceae. Gene Ontology annotation, molecular function: protein binding. The coding region runs from base 1 to 1296 and encodes 431 amino acids.
AUGGAAGGACGGCCCAGUUCCAAACGCAGGAGCAACUCAAGAAAUCGCAGCUCUUUCAAGGAAAAACAACGACGGGAAUCAUGGAAGGACGACCGUCUCAAUACCAUCACGCCCACCAGUGGCCUGGACCUGCUUAUCCGCCAGGCGCUGGCGCGCAAUGCCUCACCUGCGACAUAUCUAUUCGAUGAGGACGGAAACCGCAUUUCGCCGCCAGCCUCGCCGCUACGGCGCUCCGUGCAGCCCCUGGAGAGCAUCGCGGACCGCAUGCGGCAGAAGCGGAGGUCCUGGUAUGACGGUGCCGAGCCCGGGCAAGGCGAAGAUGACGACGACAAAGAGGCUCGGGACCCGGAUGCGCCGUCCCGCCUGCUGGCCCUCCCCACGGAGCUGCAGUUCUUCGUGUUCGCGCACCUGGGGCUCAGCGACCUCGAGCGUCUGCGCCGCACCUGCCAGUUCUACCGGCACAUCCUCAGCCCGGAGUACGUGCGCGCACUCUUCGGCGGGCACCAGGGGCUUGCGAGCCAGCUGACGGGCCACUGCCAGACGUGCCUCGCGUCGCCGGGGCGCGCGUCGCUCAUUCUCCAGCCCCAGACCCGGCCACUCAGCAGCAAGUGCUUCCAGUGCAGCGUCAAGGCCCGCGAGCUCGGCGUCGGCACGCGCGUCCCGCUGGCCAGCGGCGCGGGGGCAGGGGCCUGGGUCUGCCGGUGGUGCGGGUGGCCGGUCGCCGGCGAGGCACACAGCUGGGCCAACGAGCAGUUCCACGUGCAGUGCUACGACCGCUACUACCGCGUGCUGUGGGUGUUCCUAUGCCUGGGGUUCGCGCAAUUUGCUGUCGGGGUCGUGGCUGCGGCGCUGAGUCUGGUGUAUUUCCGGGGCGAGCUCGUGGUCUUUGCGCCGACCGUCGUCAAUUUCGUCCUGCUGUGGGUGUGUAUGGCAUUUCUAAUGUUCAGGGGUAAUCGAAUACGGACGUAUCACUGGGUGGGGAUGGUCGAGCUUGUCAUCAUGGGGCUGUGGAUUCCGCCUAUAUAUGCCGUGGCGAGAGACCUACAAGACGGGGGAGUGGGCAGCAGGCCAUUUGAGAGCUCAGUCGCCGCGCUGGCCUUCUUUGCUACCAACAUGCUAUUCCGUCUGUUCAACUGCAUCGGGAACAUAGUCCUCACUCUUGGGUAUGAUAUGACCAAGCAUUACGCGCCACAAAUCACGCUGCGGCGUCGACUGAUGAACUUGCUGAUGACUGGUCUGAUAUACUGGACAUACCCACAAUGUGUCGAGCAGAGAUACCCCCCUGACUUCAAUUGA